AGGAAUGAAGAGAAGGAAGAGGAGCGUUAGAAAGACAGUGUGGUCCACUGGAAGGAGGCCUGUAUUUGGGGUCAGAGGACCCAGGUUCAAAUCCCGCUUGUCAGGAGGAGAGGAGGAGGAGGAGGAGGCGGAGGCGGAGGCGGAGGAGGAGGUGCGGAACUGGAGCCCUCAGUCCUGCCCGGGCGCCUUUGUCCUCCCUCACUCUCGCCGUCUAUGCUCAUAUUUGGAGUUGGCUGCUCUUGCCCAGGAAUUUCCCGUCAUGCCUCCCGACGCCCUGUCGCCCGCAGCCGGGGAGGGACAGACAGCGGGGAGCCCGGCCAAGGCCACGGCGGCGGCCUCCCUCUGCCCCAUCAGUCUGUCCAUCUGUCACUCAGGCCGGCCGUCCAUGCGCCCGUCGCCGCGCGCCCUGCGGCUCUGCCUCCAGCUCUGCCUUUGCCUGGCCGCGGCGGCUGCCCAGCAGCCGGGGUCAUGUAGGGAUAGAAAGAACUGUAAGGUGGUCUUUUCCCAGCAGGAAUUGAAGAAGCGACUAACACCCCUGCAGUACCAUGUCACUCAGGAGAAAGGCACUGAGAGUGCCUUUGAAGGAAAAUAUACAAGUCAUAAAGAUCAUGGAAUGUACAAGUGUGUUGUAUGCGGGACUCCUUUAUUCAAUUCAGAAACCAAAUAUGACUCUGGUUCAGGUUGGCCCUCAUUCCAUGAUGUGAUAAAUUCAGAUGCAAUUACAUUCACUGAUGACUUUUCCCAUGGGAUGCAUAGGGUCGAAACAAGCUGCUCUCAGUGUGGUGCUCACCUUGGGCAUGUUUUCGAUGACGGGCCACGACCAACUGGCAAAAGAUACUGCAUAAAUUCUGCUUCCUUGUCUUUCACUCCUGCAGAGAAUGGUAACACCGAAGACAACAGUGUUAGCAUCCCUACCCAAGCUGGCAAAAUGGAGCUGUAGAAUGAAAUUCGAUAUGAGACAACGAUCUUACUAGUUAGUAGGGGAAAAAAAAUCAAAAUUGUCUACUACUAUCUUAUUUCAUAUAUGCAUAUAUAUUUUUCAAACAUAGAAGGGCAGUUUGUGCUAUUGAUGUUUUCUUCCUCCUCUUCCUUUUUGCUUAAACAGAGAGGCCUUAGACAUGAAUAUAUUUUGCCAUUAAUAUAAUCUUAACUAUUUGUAUGUAGAUUUAGGGAAAAGAGAUAGUUUUGAGAAUGUCUUAUCACUAGAUAUUUGAGUACUAAGCGGCAGUACUUUCUUAAAAGUGGAUUUAUAAAAUCUCUCCCUUGCAUAAGAAGAAAAGGGUAAUUUGGCUUCCAGACUCCAAAUUAGAACACUCCAGUGUCAAUGCAAUUUGAAGAGAACUGAGCCUCACUAGAGAGUUCAGACCUGCAAGACAGAUGGCCUUAGGGCAUUUGUAUGGCUCUAUUGAAGAUAAGGAUAGACUAAUGCCUUACCAUACUUAUAGGCUUUGUGGAAAGUUUGAGCUAAGGCAGUUUAUUCCCACUAAAAGGGUGUGAAGGUCUAAAGUCUUUCCUUAUGUUAAAUUGCUGCCAGAUCUGAGAGGGUACAGGGAGUGUUGUGGAAGGGGGAAAUAAACAUUACCUCACUUUCA
Molecule: messenger RNA, 1592 nt
Organism: Phascolarctos cinereus (koala)
Lineage: Eukaryota; Metazoa; Chordata; Mammalia; Diprotodontia; Phascolarctidae
Gene: MSRB3
Product: methionine sulfoxide reductase B3
Biological process (GO): protein repair; response to oxidative stress
Cellular component (GO): cytoplasm
Molecular function (GO): peptide-methionine (R)-S-oxide reductase activity
Source: RefSeq, a predicted model, not a curated record